AUGUAUCCUUACCAAACCACUGGAAGUAAUAAUCUUCCUAAUGGUAAUUCUUCUUCAUCUAUUCCAACUCAAUCAUCAUCAUCUGCUCAACAAUCUAAUUUGAGACAGCCUUAUUUACAGCAAGUUCUGUCUACUAGUUCUCCAGCAACAGGUUCAGGUUCUUCAUUUUAUCCAAGAAACUCUGCUGGAAAUCUUGUGCCACAUUUAAGUCCUAGUGGAAUUCUUCCUCCUCGUUCUUUUGUUGGAACUUCACCAUUGAAUGGUUUACCACCUUCAAACUUUGCUCAUCUGCCACUGCCGUACCAGCAUUCACAACAACAGCAACAACCGCAACAACAACAACAACAGCAGCAGCAACAACAACAACAAUCUUCAAACCAACAACAAGGUUAUCGUAAUGAUCAUCCCCAACAAUUAGAUCCUAAACAACUUCAAAAGAUUAGUUCACCUCAGCAGCAACAACAACUGUAUCAAAACCAAUCUCAACAGCAACUGUAUUAUCAACAGCCUUUUUUGCAGAAAACCCAAUUUCAACACGAUUCUUCUCGCGAACAACAAUCAUUACCAAAUUUGACACAAGCAACCACUUCUUCUCAACAAAUGUCAUCGCGGUCAUCAACUUCAUCUCAUCAAACAUCUUCUACCCAGUCUUCUACUCAACAAGACAGUAAGAAGCAGAACAAUUCUUCCUCUACAAACACUGCACAGAAUGCUUCAUCAGUUUCUUCAACUUCCCCAUCUACACAAUCACAAGUACAACAAGACUCUACAGGGAAAAAGAAAAGAGGACGUCCAAAGAAGUUUAUACUAGAUCCAUCAACAAACACAAUGAUUGAUUCAACUCAUCCAAAUUUCAAACUGUUGAAUAAAGCAAUUCGAGAUGGAAACAAUUAUGAUGAUUCUCGUAAUGGCCAAUCACCAUCUUCAUCUACAUCCAAUGCAACAAAUACCAAUACGGAUAUAAGUGGAUUAUUUAGUUCUUCCAACACAAUAGGAAACUUCAAUGAUACUGAAUUGAAAGAAUUAUUGAAGAAGAAAGAUAGAAGAGGCAGACCUAGAAAAUUCGCCAUUGAAGAAACAGGGGUUACCAUUAAGGGGGUUAGAAUUAAUGGAAGUGGUAUUACUAAAAAAUUAUCCAAAUAA
Candida tropicalis MYA-3404 is the source of this 1143-nucleotide messenger RNA. RefSeq lists its product as uncharacterized. The transcript has a single exon. The coding region runs from base 1 to 1143 and encodes 380 amino acids. NCBI's taxonomy places the organism in Eukaryota, Fungi, Ascomycota, Pichiomycetes, Serinales, Debaryomycetaceae. The record is from RefSeq and is a predicted model, not a curated record.